AUGAGUAAUAUAUAUGAUAUGCUCGGUAUUAAUAUCGAGAAAAUAAAGGAUAAGAAAAAGGAGAAAGAUAAAAAGAGCAAAAAAGAAUUAAAUUUUUUAAAAGAAAAUGAUAACUUGUUUUCUCUUCCAACAUCAUCUAAAACUAUAAAUCUUAAUAACAAGAAUUCCAGCAUAUGGAGGUUGGUGAAAUUUAAAAACAAAUGCAGAAAUGAUGACUUAAUAUUAAAAAAAUGGAAAAAAAUGGGGUAUAAAAAUGAUAAAAUUCAAUUUAAUGAAAAUUCUAUAGAAGAUGAUUACACUUUUGAAAAAUUUAAUAAAAAAAUAAAUAUAGUAAAAUAUGACGAUGAAUUUUACAAUAAACAAAUUAAAAAUAUGAAUUUAAAAUGGACAAAAGAAGAAACUGAUUAUUUAUUUAAUUUAUGUGAAAAAUAUGAAUGUCAUUUUAUUAUUAUAUAUGAUGUAUAUGAUCCUAAAUAUUCAAGAACUAUAGAAGAGCUAAAAGAUCGGUUUUACAGCGUGUCUAAAAAAGUUGUAGAAGAUGCUUUCGAUCAAAAAAUUAAGUUAGAAGAGUCAAAAAAAAUUAAAAAUAAUAUUGAUUUAAUAAAAUUAAAAGAAGGAAAAGCUAAACACCCACUAGUCAAAUUUACGUAUAAUAUGGAAGCAGACAUCGAAAGAAAAAAUAUAAUUCAUAAAACAUAUACAAUAUCAAAAAAAGAUGUAAUGUUAGAAGAAAUAACAAUGGAAAGUAUUAAAAAAUUUGAGAGCAAAAUUAAACAUGAAUUAAAAAAGGUGUCUGAUAUGAAAAAAUUGAAAAAGAAAUUUGAGUUAACCAACGAUGAAAUUAUACCGAUAAACAAAUUUCCUGAGGAUGAAAAAGACGAAAAAAAUAUUUAUAGCGCAAAAUAUUUUUUCCAAAAACUUAAAAUCGAUAUAUCAUAUUAUGACAAACUAGAUAUAUAUUUAAAAGAAAACGACAUAGAAAAACCAACCAUAUAUACAGAAAACAUUUGCUUCUUAUAUGGGGUUUUAAGAACUGACGUGGCUAUACUACUGAAUUUGAGAAAAAAAGUUGAAAAAUUAAAACAGGAACGAGAAUAUUGGAGAAAUGAGCUAAUUAAAAUGGAAGAAGAAUACCUAAAAAAGAAGAAUAAGUCAUAA
This is a messenger RNA of Plasmodium vinckei vinckei, 1158 nucleotides long. Its product is annotated as conserved Plasmodium protein, unknown function. Gene Ontology annotation, molecular function: transcription corepressor activity. Gene Ontology annotation, biological process: DNA repair; negative regulation of transcription by RNA polymerase II; chromatin remodeling. The transcript has 5 exons. The record is from RefSeq and is a predicted model, not a curated record. The coding region runs from base 1 to 1158 and encodes 385 amino acids. Lineage: Eukaryota; Apicomplexa; Aconoidasida; Haemosporida; Plasmodiidae. Gene Ontology annotation, cellular component: Swr1 complex; NuA4 histone acetyltransferase complex.